AUGGAAAAAUAUUGGGACUGUGAAAAAUUAUAAAAGGAUGACCCAAAUAAAUUUCAAAGUAUAGGAAAUUAGUUUGUUAAUAGACUCAAAUCAAAUAUUAAGGAAAUAAUUAGUUUAUAUUCUAAACAUGAGUUUUGCUAAACUUAUGCUAUUCUUAUUGAAGUUAGCUGUUAAAGCAAGUAUAUUUUUGCAAUAAUGAAAAAGGAUAGUGUAUGCGGAAUAAUUGGAUUCAAGUGUGGUAUAAUUGAAAAAUUACCUAAAUUAAUAUCUGGAUGAGAUAGAAGGGAUUUAGCGCAUAAGGCAGAACUUUUAAUCAGAAGAAGAGAAAUAAGCAGUAAUAUUAUUCUUGGAUGUGAUUCAAAUAGCAACAUCAACUAUUAAUGAUUGGUAUUAAUUUAAUAAUUUGCCUUAAUAAAAUGAUGUUUUUCAAUCAGAAAGUAAAUUAAAUCCUAAAAUUAGUUGAUUCAAUAGCAGAAAUUUAUAAAAUUUAUCAAACUUAAUAGAAUACUAAUGAGUGUGAGUGCUAAUUAAUUUGA
Paramecium octaurelia is the source of this 536-nucleotide messenger RNA. The record is from the annotation of a GenBank genome assembly. NCBI's taxonomy places the organism in Eukaryota, Ciliophora, Oligohymenophorea, Peniculida, Parameciidae.